Messenger RNA from Hippoglossus stenolepis (Pacific halibut), 2538 nucleotides. RefSeq names its product basigin (gene bsg). Gene Ontology annotation, cellular component: cell-cell junction. Gene Ontology annotation, molecular function: cell adhesion molecule binding. Gene Ontology annotation, biological process: cell-cell adhesion. The record is from RefSeq and is a predicted model, not a curated record. The coding region runs from base 191 to 1363 and encodes 390 amino acids. NCBI's taxonomy places the organism in Eukaryota, Metazoa, Chordata, Actinopteri, Pleuronectiformes, Pleuronectidae. The transcript has 9 exons.
UGUGCGCGCGGCCGCUGGUAGAGGACGAGCAGCGCGACCGGACAUUCAGCUGCCUCAUCCCCGCUGCGAGUUCCCGAGCAGGAGAAGAAGAAGAAGAAGAAGAAGAAGCCGAGGGACCGGAGGAGGAAGAAGACUCGUUCUCUCCGACAUUAUUACUGUUCACUCGACGGCUCGGUGAAUUGUGUUCGCCAUGAAGCUCCUGUGGGCUGUCAGUGCCCUUCUGCUCAGCUGCUGGCGAGCCAAUGCGUCCACAGCUGGGUUUAUCAAGUCUCCACUGUCUAAGAUGAAGCUGAUCAAUGACAGUGCAGAGCUGUAUUGCGAGGUGAUAGGGAACCCCAUCCCAGAGGUGCAGUGGUGGUUUGUACAGGGUGAAGAGCCCAACGAGACCUUCACGCAGCUCUUUGAUGGGGCACGGGACUACCGUGUGCAAAUUAACGCAACAUACGUAGCACAUGCCACAAGCACCAUUCACCUCACUAGCCUCACCCUCGACGACUCGGGCACAUAUGAGUGCCGAGCUUCCAACGACCCUGACCGCAAUGAACUGAAGAAGACGCCCAAAAUCAAGUGGAUCCGCUCGCAGGCAAACAUUAUUGUGAUUGAAACCCCAAACAUCAUUGCCGAUCCUACGGAGGUCAGCAAUCAGACCGCCGCAAUGCUCAGCUGCAACUUGACAGAGUCCAGCCUUCCCAUCAAGGGAUCCCACUGGACGCACAACGGCAAGAUCAUCGAUAUUUCAGUGUCCAAAGAUUCCACUCCAUUCACGGCCCUCCAUUUGCACAAGAUCACUCACCAAUCAGCUGGGAAGUAUGAAUGUGUGUUCAUGACUGAGCCUGAGGUGAAGCAGACAAUCGAAGUCAAAACACUCCCCCAUGUUUCUACCCGCAAACACUCCGAGCAUGGCAAUGAGAACGACCAAGCUGUGCUGGUGUGUGAUAGCCAUGGCUAUCCACUGCCCACUGACUGGACCUGGGCCAAAGAGGUCGAUGACGUGCAAACACCUAUCGUCAACGGCACAAGCGACAAAUACGAGAUCAAGAGCACCCCCAACAAGACCACCCUGACCAUUAAUAACCUGAGUAUCGAAAGCGACAUUGGAGACUACAUCUGCUCUGGAACCAACGAACUCGGUACAGCCUCCGAUAAGAUCCACUUGCGUGUUCGCAGUCGCCUGGCCGCUCUCUGGCCCUUCCUUGGCAUUGUGGCCGAGGUCAUCAUCUUGGUGGCCAUCAUCUUCAUCUAUGAAAAGAGGAGAAAGCCCGAUGAGAUCACCGACGAUGACGACUCAGGAUCUGCUCCUCUGAAGAGCAACUCUAAUGACAACCACAAAGACAAGACUGUGAGGCAGAGGAAUUCUAACUAGAAGCUGAAAGUGAUGGACGCGCAGAUGGCAGUCCAUGACUCGGCUGUUUUUUGGCACAUUCUUUUGUGCACCCUGCAAUUAUAAGUACCUUUUUGUGCUCGGGUGUUGAUGUUUUAAGAACCUGAAGGAUUUCCUCUCAUUUACUUUUCUUCUAUAUUCUUCUCCACAUUGUGCAACCAGAGAACAUAGUGUGAAAUAAUAUUUUCUGCUUGAGGCCUCCGGGGCAAAUAUUGCAUGAGUUUAAACGCUGUUCUAGCCAAGUGUGUGUAUUUGUUGUGAAAUCAUUAGCAGGUUCAUGUGAGGAAUGCUUAGUUUGUGGUUCUUUUCUGUUCAUGCUGAUGCUUCCUACACUGACCGCACAGUUGUCAGUCUUUACUUUUUAUAUUCUCCGAUCAGGAAUGGUGACUUGUAAAGCAGCACAAGUUUUGUUUAGAGGAUCUGAAACACGUUUUUUGAUCCUGAUCCAUCACUGCCAUUCUUAUAGCGACGACUGAAGCGUGUUUGAAUUCACACGUUUUGAUCUGUCUCGAAACCACCACAAACCUUUCUCUGCAGAGUUUUAUACUUUGCCUUAACAAGCACUGUUUCUCCUCACUCCUCUUUGCAUUUUUUCACUUGUUACAAUUUAAAAUGUGAGGCUUAAAUUAAAAUGCGGAAAUUGUGAAGAUUCAAUGUUUUUAGGUUUUGUUGCCAUAAUAAAUUUGUCAUGCUUUUAUUUAAUUUUAAUUUUCACAUAUUUUAAAAUAAAUUUGUAUUCACCUCUUGUGUUUGUUGCCGAUGUCACAUCCACAAUAAAAAAUCUUUUUAAGGACCAAGUGCAAGAGAUGCAAAUUGUGUUGCUUCAGUUGAAUGCAACGUAAAUACUGAUGUACACUAAUGUUAAGAAACUGCAGAUGAACAUUCAAUAAGUUGUUUUGUCUUUUUCACUCAUUGUGAUCUGAGCUAAAUCAUUUUCUGUGCGACUGUCGGACCACUGUCUCUGUCCCCUUCACUGUGUAGAUGAUUCAAAGCCAUACAUUUAACCUGAAUAGUGUUGUGAUUGGAUGUUACCAUUUCAGAGUUUAACGAAUAAAAAAAGACCUAACAGGAUUUGUGCAAACUGUUGUACCAUCCAAUUACAUGGAACACCAUCUGUUGAACAACUUGCACAAACUGAAUAAAGGUAUUUGAUUUUA